Molecule: messenger RNA, 2970 nt
Organism: Syngnathus typhle (broad-nosed pipefish)
Lineage: Eukaryota; Metazoa; Chordata; Actinopteri; Syngnathiformes; Syngnathidae
Product: collagen alpha-3(V) chain
Exons: 39
Coding region: 124-2706 (860 amino acids)
Molecular function (GO): extracellular matrix structural constituent
Source: RefSeq, a predicted model, not a curated record
GAGAGCGAGGGCACGACGGAGAACCUGGGAAGGCCAGGUGUCCCAGCCACAAGUGGACCAAAAGGCUUUAAGGGUUUACGGGGUCAUUCAGGAACUGGAGGACAAGAUGGAAUCGAUGGAGCCAUGGGACCUGUUGGUGCAAAUGGAAUAACUGGAGACACUGGACCUCCAGGUCCAAAAGGAUUUUCAGGGAAGAUGGGCGCAAGCGGCCAGCAGGGACCUGUCGGGGCGAGUGGAGAAGCUGGAAGUAUAGGAAUGAGUGGAAUACCUGGAAAAAUGGGAAAGAGUGGGGCAAAAGGAAAACAAGGAUCUAUGGGACGAGUAGGGAUGGAAGGAGACAAGGGCAAAAGAGGUGAAAAGGGGCCAAGAGGCAAACCAGGUCCCUCAGGCAAGAUGGGCAUGGCUGGACCACGAGGACACACAGGACCUCCAGGCACCCAGGGCAACAUUGGAGCAUGGGGCGAGGUUGGACCACGAGGUCAUCCAGGUGAACAGGGGUCGCAAGGAGUUGUUGGCCCUACUGGGGUCAUAGGUUAUCCUGGUAAAGACGGACCUCAAGGAUCAAUUGGCCUACCUGGAGUCAAAGGUGCAAAGGGACCUAAAGGCGUUGUCGGAGAGGAGGGACCUGCAGGUCUCGAUGGUGAGGAGGGUCCACCUGGGCGUAGAGGGACUGAGGGAUCCCCUGGACAAAACGGAACAUCUGGUGAUAAAGGAAGCCAAGGCCCCCCUGGUCAGCUAGGUCCAAAGGGAACUGCUGGUGACCAAGGUGUUAGAGGUCCCCAAGGAGUAAAGGGUCGUCCAGGAAAGCAGGGACAUACUGGAGCACAGGGGGACAGAGGCAACCCGGGACCUCUUGGAAUUAAGGGUUCGCCAGGCCAAAGAGGUCCCCAAGGCAUGCCAGGACCGUUUGGAAAAGGGGGAGACACUGGAGAACCGGGAAGCAAAGGGCACAAAGGUUUUCAAGGACACACAGGCUCCCCUGGCCGCAUCGGACCCCCGGGCCGAAUAGGUCCAUCAACAACAGGUUUUGUAGGCAAGAGGGGCCCUGAUGGCAAACUUGGGAAUGCUGGACCAAAGGGCGCUAGUGGAAAGAAGGGUGACCUUGGUCCUUCGGGCGUUAAAGGAAAAAUGGGAAUGAAGGGUGAAAAGGGAGCAAAAGGAGAGGCAGGAACUCAAGGCACAAUGGGUAAACUUGGAAGGAUUGGCUUUAUUGGCCCUUCUGGGUCAAAAGGUCGGCCUGGACCGCUUGGUCCUCCUGGUCUUCCUGGACGUAAAGGAAUUCAUGGGGCAACUGGAUUGGAAGGUCAACCUGGUAGAAAGGGGAACAAAGGAGCGCCGGGAAAAACCGGAGCUGAAGGCCCACCAGGCAAGCGAGGACCUAAGGGGGAACGUGGGAUAGCUGGUUUGGAUGGUUUGGAUGGAUUACAUGGGCUUCAGGGUACUGAAGGGUAUCCGGGAAAUGUUGGCCGCACAGGAGAACCUGGAACCCCGGGCAGGCCUGGUAAACAGGGGUCACCUGGACCACCUGGUCUUAGAGGAAACACCGGAAAACAGGGCAUUAAGGGUCAAACUGGACCUGGAGGAGAGACAGGACCUCCUGGACCAAUUGGGCCAAAGGGUAUCCCCGGACUGUCAAGAGAGAAGGGUGAUAAAGGAAUAAGAGGUCCCAAGGGUCACCAGGGUGAAAAGGGGUUGCAAGGUCCAGUUGGUCCAGCAGGGAUAAAGGGGAAGUCUGGUCUGCAAGGUGGAAAAGGUGUAACAGGGCAUGAAGGAAAGCAGGGGGAUACCGGACCUCGUGGCUCACCUGGACAAAAAGGCCAGCCUGGAUACGCUGGCCAGACUGGAAUGAAGGGAAUGAAAGGUAUCCAAGGUAGCAGCGGAACUAAGGGAGUUAAGGGCAAGCAAGGACCCCCGGGAAAAGCAGGUUUACCAGGAAAAAGCAGAUCUCAUUCAAAAUCUGAGAGAAGACCAGUUGACAGAGAAGAAGCCUCCAGCAAAUAUUCUGAGUCUUCAACACUCCUGAAGAUACGGAAAGAACAACCAAAAGAGUCAAGUCUAUUGAAGCUCGAUGAGGCAGAUGAUGAAUCUUCAAACUGGCCCCAAGGCACAAAAUAUAACCCUGCCACCUCUUGCUAUGAGCUUAGUCUCAUACGGCCAUAUUUCAAUGAUGGUUACUUUUACAUGGACCCCAACCAAGGUUGUCCCUCUGAUGCUUUGAGAGUGUUUUGUAACUUCACAGCGGGGGGGAGCACCUGCAUCGACCCAUCGCAGUCGCGGAUAACAUUCAAGUGGAAUUUGGAAAAGCACCAAUCAAGAACAAUUCAGUGGUUUAGCCAGCAACUUGGUGGCGACAAGUUUGGCUACGUCGGCAUGAAUGUCGUUCAGCUGCGGUUUCUACGAUUACACAGCCACACAUCUUUCCAGCGUUUGACACUCAGAUGGACGUCCAACAACUCUUCUAUGGAUGGCACAAGCGACUUUGUCCACUUAUUGGGAGACUCCAGCCAAGACAUACAUUCAAACCACACCACAGUGUCCACACAAGGACGUGAGGUGGAGGUGGUUGCGAAGGUUUGGGGCAACACGGAGCUACAUCGAGGUGAUAUGGAGUUGCUCCCUAUCAGAGAUCUUGGGAUCGAGAUGGCAUCACAUUGGGCACACGAGAUUGAGAUCAAUGCUGAUUUGGGGCCCAUCUGCUUCUUGUGAUGAAUGAUUGUGACUGUACAUGUGUGUGUUGAAUAAAACGCAUGUAAAUAGCGAUAGUAGGGAUGUAUAGAGUCUUGACAAUGUACAUUUGCGCUGCUUUUUGUUUAUAUUUAUUGAAAUAAUAUUAAUUGAUAGAAGUGGAUACAUUGGCGGUCUUACAAUAUGUUCGCAUAUUGCAUGUUCAGUAAGUUCGUUUGCGUGUAUGUAUUUUUUCUACAGAAUAUCGUAAUGAAUUGAUUACUUGAAACACCAGAAUAAAAUCAA